Penaeus chinensis is the source of this 779-nucleotide messenger RNA. It is a transcript of the gene Gpb5, whose product is annotated as thyrostimulin beta-5 subunit-like. Lineage: Eukaryota; Metazoa; Arthropoda; Malacostraca; Decapoda; Penaeidae. Gene Ontology annotation, cellular component: extracellular region; cytoplasm. Bases 136 to 645 code for a protein of 169 amino acids. Gene Ontology annotation, biological process: G protein-coupled receptor signaling pathway. The transcript is spliced from 5 exons. Gene Ontology annotation, molecular function: hormone activity. The record is from RefSeq and is a predicted model, not a curated record.
GGGAGCAGACCACCGUUACCAGGUUUGAGGGGAAGAGGGAACGGAGGCAGAGAAACCACAUACAGCCCCCCAGCUUAGAAGACCUCGUCGUUGUUUAAGGGAAAGACAGCAGUAACAGCCAACGUUAAGCGUGCCAUGGUGGCCAGCACAGGGACCGGCGGCGGCAUUCUCAGCGGCGGCGUCGAAGGCAGCGUCGGCGUCCGGGUCCUGACGGCGACGGCCAUGCUGGCGGCGUUACUGGCACUCCUCAUGCCUGCAGCUGCCAUCGAUCCCCUCUCCACCCUCGAGUGCCAUCGCCGGCAAUACACUUACAAGGUCCACAAGACAGAUGACAACGGUCGGAUGUGCUGGGACUAUAUCAACGUGAUGAGCUGCUGGGGCCGCUGCGAUUCUAACGAGAUCGCUGACUGGAAAUUCCCAUACAAGCGGUCUCACCAUCCCGUCUGCAUGCACGAGGAAACUCAUCUCACGCAGGUGACUCUCCGUAACUGCCACGAUGACGUCGCUCCGGGCACGGAGAUCUACUCCUUCCACGAGGCCAACCGAUGUUCGUGCUCCGUGUGCAAGUCCUCGGAGGCGUCCUGCGAGGGUUUGCGGUACAGGGGCGCUCGCAGAGCCCCUCGCGUUGACGUCCCAAGGGGCUAAAGUGCGCUGCGUGGAGCCGCGACCUCACGCCGGGAUCCACGUGCGACCUUCCUGACCACCACAGACGACGGUUUUUUUGCCCCCAGAUGUCUCCUCUACGAAACAAAUGUAUGGAAAUAAAAGAAGAUCUUGCA